Molecule: messenger RNA, 1130 nt
Organism: Apis cerana (Asiatic honeybee)
Lineage: Eukaryota; Metazoa; Arthropoda; Insecta; Hymenoptera; Apidae
Product: alpha-ketoglutarate-dependent dioxygenase alkB homolog 7, mitochondrial
Biological process (GO): DNA damage response; fatty acid metabolic process
Cellular component (GO): mitochondrial matrix
Source: RefSeq, a predicted model, not a curated record
AUGAAAAUUAAAUUGAAUUUUCUAAUUUAUAUCAUAAAUCGAACUUUUAAUUACAUUAAUAUAAAAUGUUAUUCACAAUCAAAAAUUCUAUUUAAUAAAUUGAAUAUCAAUUCAAAUAAUUGGAAAGAGCAACUUGACAAGACGAUGCAAAUUUUUCCAAAUUUUAUAACAAUUGAAGAAGAAAUAUCUUUAACUGAAGAAAUUGAUCCUUAUAUAAAAAAAUUACGAUAUGAACAAUCGCAUUGGGAUGAUGCAAUACAUAAUUAUAGAGAAACGGAAAAAAGUAAAUGGAAUGAAAAAAAUAUAAAAAUAAUAGAUAAAAUUCGGAAAAAAGCAUUUUCCAAAGAAAUGUCUCAUAUUCCAUUAAUACAUAUUUUAGACUUAGCAUCUGAAGGAUGGAUAAAACCACACGUUGAUAGUAUAAAAUUUUGUGGAGAAAUUAUUGCUGGUUUAAGUUUGUUAACAGAUAGUGUAAUGAGAUUAAAAAUGGUUGAUAAUGAAUCAUUAUAUAAAGAUUUCUUAUUAUCAAGAAGAUCUUUAUAUAUAAUGAGUGGCAUUGCUAGAUAUAAUUAUACACAUGAAAUUUUAAAAAAUAAGGAAUCUUUUUUUAAAGGACAAUAUAUAUUAAAAGAUAGACGUAUUUCAAUAAUAUGUAGAAGUCAACCAAAUCAUAAUUGUAAACAAUAUUAAUUCUGCAAUGAUAUACUUUUUUAUUCUUUCAAUUCAGUGAUUGAUAUACUAUGGUUUUUUAGAUAUGUUUACAUCAUGUAAAAAAUUUUGGAAAAUAUUAUUAGUAUACUUUAAAGUAUCUAUUUUUAUAAUAUACUAUAUAGUUUUAAAAGAAAGUAAUAUAAAUUUUAAAUAAUAAUUUUAAUUUUAAUUUUAUAAAAAAUAAUUUUAUGAAACAAUAAUUAAUAAAAAAUAAAUAUCUUAGUGAAAAAUAAAAGAUUUUGGUAUAUUGUUGCAAAAUUAAUCAUGUGAUUGCAUAAAUAUUAUAUUUAUUGCAUAAAUUUGUAUAUAUGUAUAAUUGUGCUAUAUAUUAAUAUAAUACUGAAUUAAAUAUAUAUGAAUAUAACAUUGAAUUGUAUAUAUGUAAACAUAUAUAAUAUAUAUAAUAUAUAUAAAUAUAA